This is a messenger RNA of Vicia villosa (hairy vetch), 1088 nucleotides long. RefSeq lists its product as uncharacterized. The transcript has 8 exons. NCBI's taxonomy places the organism in Eukaryota, Viridiplantae, Streptophyta, Magnoliopsida, Fabales, Fabaceae. The record is from RefSeq and is a predicted model, not a curated record. Bases 6 to 746 code for a protein of 246 amino acids.
CAUCAAUGUCUCUUCUUUGUGCUAAAAUUGCACCCCACUUCAAUUCCACAUCCCUCUCUCACCAUCAUCAUCAGGUAUCCUUUUCUUCUUCAAUACUCAAUCUUUUCUCUCAUUCCAUCACAAAUUUAUCAAAUUUUCCAUUUUUUGGUCUCAAGUUUCAUUUACAACGCUUGAAUUGCUUCUCCCGAAAAUGUGCUACCUUUUUCAUGCACAAUCGCUUGCCUGACCUGAACAAUAAUACCCAUUUGAGGCUUUGCUCAAGUAACACCAAUGGCAAUGUAAGUCAGACGUACGAGCUAUCAGAUUCAAGCAGCCAUGAUGGUUCAGAAGAAAACAACGAGAGUAAGAAAGGAAAGUCGCUAUCAAUCAAUGAGAUCAUGAAGAAACUGAAGAGAUAUGGGGUUUCUGGAAUCCUAUCCUAUGGACUUUUAAACACGGCAUACUAUCUCACAACGUUUCUUUUUGUGUGGUUUUACAUUGCUCCGGCUCCUGGAAAGAUGGGUUAUCGUCCAGCUGUAGAAAGAUUUCUCAAACUGUUGGCGAUGGUUUGGGCCGGUAGUCAAGUCACAAAGCUUCUAAGAGCCGCCGGAGCAUUGGCACUAGCGCCGUUUGUUGACAGAGGAUUGACCUGGUUUACUAAUAAGUUUAAGUUUCAAUCACAAGGGAAGGCUUUCGCGGCAAUAGUUGGAUUCUGUUUUGGAUUGGCCCUCAUUGUAUUUUUGGUCAUCACACUACUUUGGGCCUGAAUGCAAUUUUGCUACUCGAGAGGACGUCCAAAUGUAUAAAACAUGGUCUUGAAUUUUGAGUUUGUUACAUAUGCUCAAAUUCCGCCUUCAGAAUCAGUGCACUGUUAUAAAGAAGAAUGAUAUGGAGUGGCUGUAUGCUUUCAUACAUGGGAUUUUCUCCAAAUGUAAACUUUGGAAGUGUUCUUCGAACCUGAACACCUUAUCAGUAUACUCCACUUGUAGACUUUGAAAUGAAAUCACAUAAUUUCACAUUUUUCUUGUAUGUUAACAGCAAAGUCGACCUUAGAGUUAUCAGAAACUUCUUUGUUAUUGUCAUAAUAUACCAACUUCGAAUUUCCAACC